CACCUUAUCAUUUCUAGAAAUGUAAGCAGAAUUUUGAGUAGCUGUCACUCAAGUAAACAAACACGUUCGGGCUGCAGAAGGAGGCUUCGCUGCUUUUAUUGUGGUCAAUUCUAACAUUCGAAAUGACUUCGUCAGUGCAUUGUCAACUAUGGAUGGGAAGCCUGGAGCAGUAUAUGACGGAAAAUUUCAUUAUUGCCGCAUUCCGAAAAAUGGGCGAGGAGCCGCAAACUGUGCGUCUUAUGCGCAACAAAUAUACUGGCGAGCCAGCGGGCUAUUGUUUUGUUAAUUUUGCGUCAGACGAACAAGCGAUUGAUGCGAUGCACAAGCUUAACGGCAAACCCAUUCCUGGCACAAAUCCAAUUGUUCGCUUCCGCUUGAACAGUGCGAGCAAUUCCUACAAAUUACCGGGAAAUGAACGAGAAUUCAGUGUUUGGGUGGGUGAUCUCAGCUCGGACGUCGAUGAUUACUCCCUUUAUAAAGUUUUUUCCUCGAAAUACACAUCUAUUAAGACGGCGAAAGUAAUCCUGGAUAGUUCCGGUUUCUCCAAGGGUUACGGGUUUGUGCGCUUCGGGAUUGAGGACGAGCAAAAGGCUGCCUUAUACGAAAUGAACGGCUAUAUUGGGCUAGGCAGUAAGGCGUUGAAGAUUUGUAAUGCUGUCCCGAAACCGAAAACUGCUACGACUACUGACACAACAACAACAGUGACCACAAGCUACGCAGCGGGUGGAUAUGGAGCGACUUCUGUUGCUCCGGCAGCUGCUGCUACGGAUUACACGCAAUAUUACGACCCAACCGCUUACUGGCAAGGAUAUAACGCUUGGCAAGGCUAUUAUGACCCUCAAGGUGGUGCUGGAGAUGCUACUGCUGCAUAUUACCAACAGGCGACGCCACAACAAACUAACAUUCAGACAGUGGUUCAGCAGGCGGAAGCUUGGACUGCCCAAAGGACUUAUGAGCAGCAGCAGGAAGACGAUGAUUUGAUGCUGGUUGAACAUAAAUUUACAUUGGAUGUAGACAAGAUGAAUCGAGAGAUGGCAGAACGCGACAGAAAUUUAUGGGAUGCAUUGGAAAGCUCGAAGUGGUUACCACUUGAGUUGUUAGAAGUUUUCUAAUAGUUUUUGUAUGUACACUUUAUGCAUCAAUUUUAUUCAAUAAAUGUAGGUUUUUCAAGUUC
This is a messenger RNA of Hermetia illucens (black soldier fly), 1174 nucleotides long. It is a transcript of the gene Secp43, whose product is annotated as tRNA selenocysteine 1-associated protein 1. Bases 123 to 1112 code for a protein of 329 amino acids. NCBI's taxonomy places the organism in Eukaryota, Metazoa, Arthropoda, Insecta, Diptera, Stratiomyidae. Gene Ontology annotation, molecular function: RNA binding. The transcript is spliced from 2 exons. The record is from RefSeq and is a predicted model, not a curated record.